AUCACAAUUCAGACCACAGAAAGUGGUGCAGCGUUUACAAUUUGCCACUUUUAUGAAUGAGAAUUUAAUAAAUCUUGCCUGUAUAAUGGGUGACAUAAGUAAAUUAUGAAGAAUAAUUCGAUCGCGGCGUUCACAAAUGGCUGCGGAUUCGCUAUUAAAAACGGGGAAAAACUCGAAGUAUAUAUCGUAUAGAAAGAUUUUGUACCAUAGGUUUUUCGUUGGGUUGCUGUUGUUUAUAUUGGUGACUUUAGCGAUUACUGUGUUGUUUAAUGCUCUGUCGAGUAGUUCGCCGCGGACAGUUGUGCACGAAGCAGUGAAUUUGGACCGUAGUGUUGUGGUGAAGUUGGGGCAAGAUGCAGCUACAGCGCAACCCAGGGAUGCAAACUGCACUUACUGGGAGUGCUUUAACGUGUACCGGUGCGGCAGAGGCGGCCACAAUAAGAUAACAAUAUACAUAUACCCGAGAACGGACUUCCACACGCCAGAGGGUCCUAUAUCAGAAUUUUCUAGAGAAUUUUACGUAAUUUUAGAUACUAUAAGACAUAGUAAAUAUUAUACAGCGAAUCCAGAGGAGGCGUGCUUGCUAAUUCCUAGUAUAGACACUCUAAAUCAACGUAGUUUUUUAAGCAAACAUGUAUCACAGGCUUUCAACAUUCUUUCACAUUGGAACAAUGGAGAAAACCACCUUAUAUUUAACAUGCUGCCCGGAUCAGCACCCAACUUUGAGACUGUCCUCGAUCUCAACACAGGGAAGGCCAUCAUAGCCGGGGCCGGGUUUGACACCUGGUCCUUCCGCUACGGCUUCGACGUGGCCAUCCCAGUCUACAGCCCUCUCGCAGCUCACAUAGACAGCACACAACCAGACGACAAGAAAUACUUAAUAUUAUCCACCCAACUAAACAUCCCGAGAGAUUACUUAUCUAUAUUACAGAAUAUAGCGUCAUCAUCAAACGAUUUAAUACUUCUAGAUAGAUGUAAAGGUGCAGAUCACAGUAAACGCUGUGAGUACAUAACGGGGAGGGUAUUUAACUACCCAGAAGUAUUAAAAGAUGGGAUGUUUUGUUUAGUCAUACGUAGUGCAAGACUAUCCCAAGCUGUGUUAAUGGAUAUCUUAGCAUCGCAGUGUAUUCCUAUAAUAGUGGCUGAUUCUAUUGUGAUGCCUUUUAACUCGCAUGUGGAUUGGAAUAAAAUAGCAAUAUUUGUACCUGAAGAGAAUUUGAAGAAUGUUUUGAAGGUAGUGCACGCGGUGAGUGAGGAGAGGCGUGGGGAGUUAUAUUGGCAGCAGAGAUGGGUGUACGAGAGAUACUUCUCGAGUAUACAGAAGAUAACUAUGACUAUGUUGGAGAUUAUUAAUGAGAAGGUGUUCCCGUUGGCAGCUAGGAGUUACGAGGAUUGGAACAUGCCGGAACAUUUGUACGGUCCCGUGAACCCGCUCUUCCUUCCAGUGACUGCGCCGAAGGGCCCGGGCUUCACCGCGGUCAUACUCACCUACGACCGGAUGGACAGUCUAUUCACAUUAGUACGAAAACUGGUUCGCACACCUAGCUUGGCGAAGAUCCUCGUCGUGUGGAAUAACCAACGGAAAGCGCCGCCUCCAUCGUCCGAGUGGCCAGUGAUCAACAAGCCGCUGAAAGUGAUAAGGACCAAAGAGAACAAACUAUCCAACCGUUUCUUCCCGUACGACGAGAUCGAGACCGAAUGUCAGCUCACCAUUGACGAUGACAUUGUCAUGUUGACGCCAGAUGAAUUAGAGUUUGGUUUCGACGUGUGGCGUGAGUUUCCUGACCGGAUCGUGGGGUUCCCGUCCCGCCUCCACGUGUGGGACAACGGCACUAACUCCUGGCGAUACCACAGCGAGUGGACCAAUCAGAUUUCCAUGGUUCUAACCGGCGCCGCGUUCCACCACAAGAUCUGGUCGUGGUACUACACGUACCGCAUGCCGGCCGCCGUGCGCGCGUGGGUCGACGACAACUUCAACUGCGAGGACAUCGCGAUGAACUUUCUCGUGGCCAACGUCACUGGCAAGCCGCCUAUUAAGGUAACCCCCCGCAAGAAGUUCAAAUGCCCCGAGUGCACCAACACCGAGAUGCUCUCCGCCGACGCGCGCCACAUGACCCAGCGCUCUGCCUGCAUACAACGCUUCACGCAAAUAUAUGGACACAUGGCUUUGAAAUCCGUGGAGUUCAGAGCCGAUCCCCUUCAGUAUAUGGAAAAUUCCGGUAUACCACAUAUGUAUCCUGAUAUAGGAAUGCUUUAAAAAAGUAACACUCCAAAUAAAUCCAACGAAAGCCUUGUAUAAGUUGUUUCACGAAAAUAUAUGGACAUAUGGCGCUCAAGUCUGCAUAGUUCAGGGCUGGUUUACUGCAGUACAUGGAAAAUUCCGGUAUACCUGAUAUUGAAAUGGCUUAAAUCAAGUAACACCCUACAGAACAUUGAAAAAAUCGAGCGAAAGUUGUGUAUACUUGCUUCAUGCAAAUAUACGGCUAUACCCAUGUCAAAUCUGUUAGUUCAGAGUGAAUUCGCAGUAUGCUACAUGCUUUGUCAACACGAUUAUUUGGGUAAAUACAACAAUGUGUUGCUGGUUAAAGGAAAAUUUUGGUAUACCCAAAUGGUAUAAUGAGAUUAUAUGGUCCAUUCAAUAUUAAUUUUAUAAGUGAUUUACUGGCUAAAUAAAACCGAACGGCAACUUCUAUAAAUAGUAAUAAAUAUAUAAUACGAUGAUUGAUUGAUGCGAUAACAUUUUGGCAAAUAAAUUUGAAGGUAAAAACUAGAGCUUCGUACCUUAAGGUACAGUUUUAAGCGGAUUUUAAAUAUUCACGCUUAACACAUGUUGUUAUAAAGUUAUGUGUGUGGUAAAAGCAAGUCAGUAUUGAAUGAACUAUAAGAUGACCUCUUGGUUAAAAUAUGUUACAUUUACACACUAACAUUUAUGAAAGUUACAUAAAAUAUAACCUCGUGCCGCCACCAUGAAAAAUUAUAGCUAGAAAGUUUGAAUCUGGUUGUAUUUUUCGGUUGAAUUUCAAUUGUUUGAAAACUUUAUGAGACAAAAGAAAUGCUACUGAAACAAAAUGUACAUCGUAAUGUACGGCGGCACGAGGAUAAUUUUGUAACGAAAAGAAGAUCCUAAGCUUAAUAAGUAAUUUUCUGUCUAGAACGUGUGUCUAGAACAACAAAAAUUGAUAAGCGGACGCGGUUUACAGAAUGAUACCUCUCGCAGCUCUCGCGACGAAUGUUGGUCCCCAUGACAGUUCCUGCAACUAUCUUUUGGUUUGGCUUACUGUAAAAAAUGUUGAAGAGAUGUUUUUACCGUAUUUUUAUUACUUAAAUGUUACAUUUCUAAAUAAAUUAAUGUGCUUAACGUCCAAAAAAUUUCUGCAAACAUUUUACGUGACAGCUACUCUAUAUGCUGACAGCUGUUCAUAUGAAACCGGCCAAGUGCGAGUCGGACUCGCGCACGAGGGGUUUCGUACCAUUACGGAAAAAACAGCAAAAAAAUCACGUUUGUUGUAUGGGUGCCCCAUUUAAAUAUUUAUAUCAUUCUGUUUUUAGUAUUUGUUGUUAUAGCGGCAACAGAAAUACAUCAUCUGUGAAAAUUUCAACUGAAUUUCAGAUACAGCCUGGUGACAGACGGACAGACGGACAGCGGAGUCUUAGUAAUUGGGCCCCGUUUUUACCCUUUGGGUACGGAACCCUAAAAAUGAACUGUCAUAGGGUCCAUAAUUCGAGAAGAGAGGUUAAACGGGUAGCCUAGCCAAGAUGCCUCGUUUGCGCCGUAGUGAAUGAAACGCUAAUGUGUCUCUGUCGUACUAAUAUGGAAGAAUGAUAGAGACAUUAGCGUCGUUCGCUACGGGCAAACGAUUGGCAGUUUGGCUAGGCCCCCUGAACACAACUUUAUUGUUAAGAGUGGUAUUCCAUCUGUCCAAUAUCUUGGUCCAAUGUGUAUUUUGUCUCACAUUUUGCAUAAUGAGAGAGUGAGACGCACUGACAUUGGACAAAUAAAUUGGACAGGUGAAAUACCACCCUAAGAGAAUAAGAGCGCGUGUAGGUAUAUUUUAGUUGCCAACUGACAUAAUAUAGGGUUAAAUAUGUAAUGCCAAGUUUAUCAAAUAACACUAAGUAUAGGUAGAAUAGAACAGGUCGAGAACUAGAGAAGGAUGGACAAUAAAGUGUAUGAAGGCUGUAUGAGAUUAGAGAAAUGGGAAUACGUCCCCAAUACCCAGGGUAAGUAGUUUUAACUGCCGCGAGUUGAUUUAAUUCAUAUUUAACACUAGGUGUCGUUAUUGCAAUUUGUAAAAAUACCUUAAAUUACAUGUCAGCCAUAAUUUCUUUAAAAAAAUUUUUUGUUACUUUUCUGUUAUUUAAUAGCUAUUCUCCUAAUCGGGACAGAGACCGAUCCAACAAACCCAAAAUAAUUUAAAUCAGUCCAGUCGAGUUAUAAAUGGUGUAACUCUCCAGACUACUAAGUUUGUGAAAAUACUGAAAGUAGGUAUUAAAACUUGAAAAGCAUCUGAGACUUCAAAUUGUUCAUUAACGACUUCUAGUGAUUAAAUCAAUGACCCUGACCGAUAACGUACAGUGAAGGUAACAAACUUAUUUUCAUGUAAACAUAUUUUGCUGUGCCAUCUUUUUUAAAUUUUAUACAUAAGUUUAAUAAUCCCACCCAAUUAAAAAACGUUAGGUACAUAGUCAAUUUAUGUCCAAGAACUAUUAAAGUUUGUUAUAAUUUCAAUAUUCUGAAUUUUACAGAUAUGUACAUAAUGACAGCUGUCAACGCCAUAUUUAGUGUUAACCCCUCGUUUUAUUUCCUUGACACAACCAGCCCUAAGGCUGCCUUUCCACUAAAGCAGAGAUGAGAGGAGACAGGAAUCGGCCAAUAGCAUUGGUUUUAAUCAAGCGGAAUGGAAAAGAGAACUAAAUGCUAUUGGUUGAUUCCCGCACGUCCCUCUCAUCUCCGCUUCAGUGGAAAGGCAGCCUAACAUUCUUACCUAUACUGUACAUUAUCAACAUAUGAAAUGGUAAAUUAUAAGUAAAAAUAAAUUGACGCUUGUUGCGUAUAAGUAUCAAUUGAGCAAAUAUUAGUUAUCGAUAUAUUUUUUUAGAAAACCUAAUUUAAUAUUGUAUAUCGUUCUUUGUCGUUUUCGAAGUCAAUUGUAGAUGUAGGCUAUUAAUUGUAUUUAUUGUUUACAAUGAGCUUCUGUGUUAGUAUUUAGUAAUCACCAAAGUGUUUGAAGUAAUUGAAAUUAACAUUAACACGUUCUACUAUUAACUAAUUAGAACUUUUCAUGAACCAAAUAAAGUAGCAUUUCGUUUGUUUCAUUGCGAAACAAGAGACAUCAAACAAACGAAAUUCAGCCCAAUUUACCAUACGACAAAGUUCAAAUUAAAAAUAGGAAAAUAUGGACCUUACGCGAUUAAAUUACAUACCUAGUAGGUAUUGGGUAAAACUUCUCUUGCCAUUGGUCAUUGAUGUUAGUAAAUUGUAAAACAAUAUUUAUAUUAAUUUUCGUAUUGUAAAAAUGGGUCAUUGUUACCAUUUUAUUAAUAAAAAUCAUUACUAAAAUAAUAUAUUAAAUCCAAAUUUAAAAGAAAAGAAAAAUUGUUUGACAUUAACAAUUUUUUAGGAGAACUUUUGUCAAUGCGGUCUCACAUUAAUAGGCAUUAAAUUAAUGUUAAUUUCACUUACAAUUAGGUACUAUUAACUCCAGCGUAUUCAAGGGUUGAAUAUUAUAAUUUUUAUCUUUAUAUCUUUUAACUAAGUUACAAUAAUUCCCCAAAACAUGUCAUCCCUUGGGGAUCUAUCUUAUCUCUAUAAACGGUCUAAACUAAUUGUAAACGAGUAUUCGCUUUGAACCUUCUUGCCACUGUAUAGUUGAUAAUUUUGUACGACAAUAAGUUGUUAGAUCCAACAACCCUGAUAAGUUUCAUGUCAAUUCUCUCUUGAAAAACGUGUAGGUUGGUCAUUGUUUAGAAUUUCCAAGGUAAGGUAAGGCAUAAGGUUCGGAAGAACCGCUAUCUUAUAAAAAUAUGGGGUGUUUUUUCUACCCUAAGCCAAAUUUUUCGAGGUGUGUAGGUAUAUCAUACUGGGCAACUGUUACUAUGAGACCAACUCCGAAAUCGUGAAUAAAAUGUUGGCUCUCCCAUAGGAAACGUCGACACCGGAUCAGGCAAAAUGUAUGAAACACCCAUUUUUUUUAUCACGAUUUUGGAGUUGAUCUCGUAAAAAGGUAAAAGAUGUUCAGUUUGACCUAUACCUGUAUAGGUCAUACUUGUAUUACAAUACAAGCUACAAGCUUUUGAUAAACGGGCCCCAGUACAAGUGCGAAAUGACAUUAGUUCUUGUAAAUUAAUGUGAAACGAUAGUAGGUAUUACAACUAUUACAUUCUUAACAAUGAUCAGCCAAACCCUUAGAGCAACUGUAAAAUGCCGUCUGUCCUUAUAAUUGUAAAGAAAAUAUUCUAAACAAUAAUAAAUUAAUAGUGUUAGAGAAAAAAAUAGUCCAUCUUGACAUAUCGGUGCUUGCGUCGAGGUUCAUUCCUACGUACCUAGUUAUAUAUAAAUGUAUAUUGUAAUGGACAGUGUAUAGAUAAUGGAUUUAUCAAUGGCAUAAUUUUAAACAUAUAUCUUUUGUAUUUUAUUACGAUGCGAUGACUGAAUUAUAUUUUAAGCGUAUGGAAUUUCAGUCGAUUUUAUGUAAAGUAAAUCCAAUGAUUUUCUUUAUUAUAAAUCUGUUGAUAAUAAAUUGCAUUGUAAUUUUAAUGUUUGAGCCAAUCGUGUAAGUACAUUUUGUAAUUUAUUCGCCAUUAUUUUCUAUUUAUGAAUUUUUAAUUUUAUUAAAUUAUUUUUUAUGCGUUUUUGAGACAUUCGUUUGUACUUGGUAGUUUUUUUUUUAAUCGUAGCCAAAGAACUUUUAGACUAGUCUCGACGUUUAUUUCGCAUUUACUAUGUAUUUGUAUUGUGUAAGGUAUCGGUAAACUAAAUGACUUUAUAUAGUAACUUUAUGACUUUACACUCACGUAUUUUUAGUCACAACGAGUGGCAUGUUUAGGAGAACAGAAGUAUUUCCAGUCACCGGGAGUGCCAAGGCCAUUUUUGAAUUCGGCAAAAUUAGUUUUAUAGGUACCUACUCAAUAAGCUAGUUUUCUAUUAGUAAAAAUCAUUAACUCUUUAUGAGAUGAAACUAUGAAGUUAUUACAAGAAAAUUAACAAAAAUAUAACAAUGUGUAAUUAUCAGGCCUGCUUCUAUACGUACAAAAUAAUUUAAUUUCAGUACCAUUUUGUACCUUGCCUCAGUGAGAAUCAAUAUGAUAUUCGCUAGGGUAUUCACACCUAGACACUGUGGUAGGGUACGAAAUGGUACUAAAAUUAACCCUAAAAAGGAAGGAAUGGAAAGAUUCGCACUCUUCUGGUAAGCUACGGUGAAUUUAUCUUUUAAUAAAAAAAUGCGUUGGAUCCGUAUUGACGGCUAUCUCAUUUUAAACACAGAUAAUUAGGAACAUACUGUCUUUGUCUUACGCAAGUACUACCCAAAAAAAGGGAUGAGUAUAGUCUAAUCGAAUUUAAACUAUCGUGAGACAUACUAACUAAGCUUAUUUUGCGGUUUCAUUCACGUAUUUUUAGUCACUCGCGCGACAUUUUUAUUUAUUUUCUAUUUUUUCUUAUUUACUGACAAAUUUGGUUAGCCAGACUAUAGUUUGUUUUAUUUUACCGAUACCUAUACUGGGUAGGAUGGUCGGAGAGGAGUUACCAGGUAUAUCAAACGACAGACUGACGACUUCGUUACGGCUAGGCGUAUGCUAGUCUAGGUGUUAGAUAGGUACAAAGUAGGUGGCGUAGACCUUUGAUCUUUUUCCCUUCUAGGGCCAUAUUAAUGUUUGUAUUUUGGUGACUUUCACGAUUCCAUUUAUUCUAGUCUAUUGACAUACGCGUUUUAUACGUUUUUCGUACGUUCAACACAGUAUAUAUAUAUAUAUAUUCUUAUUUCAGCUUAACAAUGUGAAUUAAGUAUAAUUUAUAUAGAAAUGUACUAAUCGAACAAAUUUCUACUCUAGGUUCGUUAAAAUAUCUAUUAUUGUACGCGACGCGGCGCAGGAUGAAUUCAUCCUUUGAUACCUAUUGUCUGCCUAUUAUAGAAGUUUUUGUACUAUUUGUAUAUUGUUGUAUGUAUAUUAACGUCUAAAAUAAAUGGAAUCUGAAUAAAUAUUGUAAUGCGUUCUAGAGAUUGUUAUACAGCUAAUCGUUAAUAUCGGUUAAAUAUUAGGUAGGUAAGUACUAAAAUGUCUAGUUUUUUUUAAGGCUGAGGAAGGAAAAGAUCGAAGUAUAGUAGAUAAAUAAUAAUAACUUGAUAUGAAGAGAUUUUAAAACGAUAAAGUUUUUUUGCAAUGAAAUUAUUACUACCCUGAUUUUUUUGUUGUGUUUAUUUUAAAUCGAAUAUUUUAUUUAUUCGAUUUAUAACAUUUUUGGAUUUUUUUUAUUAGUUUUUCAAUUUUGAAUAAAUGGAUGCAUUUGUUUUUGUGCAGCUAUAAUUUGUAGAAUUUUAAUUUUACCGUUAAUCAUAAACUAUUGUUUGAAGUGUAAUUUAAUUGAAUAUGAAUUAUUUAUCUGUCUAGCCUGCUUUUUUGUAUGUUGCCCACGAGCAUAAUAUUAAUAUCUUUAUUAAUCAUAACAUUUGAACAAGCCGUGGCAAAAUGCUGGGACAACGUGAGGAAGAUGAUGAUGAAACAUAACUUUUUUUAAAUGAUUAAUAACGACUUUUGGCCAUACAGUUUUCAUUUCUAACGAGUGCAAAUAAUCAUUUCAAAUCAGUGAAACUGGUAUAAUGAUAAUGACUAAUUAUAUCUAGAGAAAAAAACCUCAAUUUUACUGCAUGCACUUGUAAGAAAAGAGACUGAUAAGUGAUAAUGAUAAUUAUCAUAGGUCUAACAGUCAUGUACAGUCAUAAUAUUAUAAUAAUAACUGGAAUGAAAUUAUAUAUCAGUUUUAAUAAGAACCGGGCCACAAUUUGUAUCAUUUUCGUGUAUCAAAACUUUGCGUAGCACCGGCGGUAACCGUAACACGUCUCUAUUGUAAAGGCGUUAGAGUGCGUGUUCAGAUAUUUUAAGCACCUCGGCUGCUCCGAUAUAUCUGAUGGCGACUGUACAAUGGAAGCUUUUUUUAUACCACGUAUACCGCCUGAUGGUAAGCAGUUACCGUAGCCUUAAGACGCCUGCAAUUACAGAGGUGUUACAUGCUCGUUGCCGACCCUUUGAACGACGAAGCUUACCUAAACUUGACAUUUACGCUUCGCACCAAUAAAAGGGGCUCCUGGUGCUACUCCCUACUACAGUUCACGCACGCUCCCUAUUACGCGAAAAUGAUACAAUUAUGGACCUGGACCCGGUCCUAUACAGUCUUAAACCAAUCAAUCAACUAAAUAAGCAAUCGCAAGAGCUGCCAUUUUGUAUGUUCGUUGUUGUCUUAAGUGUAAUCUGUUUACAUUUUUUUAAUGUGAAAAUUCUAGCUUAAGUACUUAAUAGUUAUUAAAUUUGUUUUUAUGUACAACCUGUAAAUACUAUAUAUUGUAAAUAAAAGAAGACAUAUCAAUUUGUAUA
This is a messenger RNA of Cydia strobilella, 9588 nucleotides long. It is a transcript of the gene sotv, whose product is annotated as exostosin-2. The transcript has 7 exons. NCBI's taxonomy places the organism in Eukaryota, Metazoa, Arthropoda, Insecta, Lepidoptera, Tortricidae. Bases 137 to 2257 code for a protein of 706 amino acids. The record is from RefSeq and is a predicted model, not a curated record. Gene Ontology annotation, molecular function: glycosyltransferase activity. Gene Ontology annotation, cellular component: membrane.